CGUGCUCUAGCCCAAUGGUCCUGCAGUGGGAGGGACCUGUGACAGGGGUUCGAACUCUGGAGUUGUCCUUUCGGCCCACGUGGGGAGCUACGCGGUAGAUCCGGCUUGAAUUCCUAGUGCGGGAGAGUAACCUGCGGUGGAGAUGGGGCCGGCCCCCGCCGGAGAGCAGCUUCGCGGAGCAGCAGGGGAGCCAGAGGUUUUGGAGCUUGGCCUGGAAGAGGGGAGCAAGGAGAAGGUGACCUCCAGAAAGCGCGCAAAAACUGAGCCACCUGCAGACAGCCUCCUGCAGCCCGUGAAGCUCAGUCGGGCAGAACUGUACAAGGAGCCUACAAACGAGGAGCUGAAUCGCCUGCGGGAGACGGAGAUCUUGUUCCACUCCAGCUUGCUUCGCUUGCAGGUGGAGGAGUUACUGAAGGAAGUGAGACUCUCAGACAAGAAGAAAGAGAGGAUUGAUGCUUUCCUGAAGGAGGUCAACCAGCGGAUCCAGAGAGUGCCCUCAGUCCCUGAGACUGAGCUCACCGACCAGUCAUGGCUCCCAGCUGGCGUUCGAGUGCCCCUCCACCAGGUGCCCUAUGCUGUGAAGGGUUCCUUCCGCUUCCUGCCUCCGUCCCAGAUCACUGUCGUGGGCAGCUACCUUCUGGGCACUUGUAUCCGACCAGACGUCAACGUGGAUGUGGCGCUGACCAUGCCCAGGGAAAUCUUCCAGGACAAAGACGGCCUGAACCAGCGCUACUUCCGCAAGCGUGCUCUUUACCUAGCUCACUUGGCUUACCACCUGGCCCAGGAUCCUCUCUUUGGCAGUGUUCGCUUCUCUUACACCAGUGGCUGCCACCUGAAGCCCUCGCUGCUGCUGCGGCCACAGGGGAAGGAUGAGCGUCUGGUUACUGUACGCCUGCAUCCGUGUCCUCCUUUGGACUUCUUCCGCCCUUGCCGCUUGCUGCCAACCAAGAACAAUGUGCGUUCUGCCUGGUACCGAGGGCACAGUGCUCCGGAGAAUGCUAGCCCAGAGCCCCCCACACCCCACUAUAACACAUGGAUCCUGCAGGAUACAGCUCUUGAGUCCCAAAUGCACCUGCUAUCCAUUGUGUUGGGCUCUGCCCAGGGGCUGAAGGAUGGUAUAGCACUUCUGAAGGUUUGGCUGCGGCAGCGGGAGCUGGACAAGGGCCUGGGUGGAUUUAAUGGCUUCCUUAUUUCCAUGCUGGUUGCCUUCCUCGUGUCUAAGCGCAAGAUCCAUACUACCAUGAGCGGCUACCAGGUCCUGAGAAGUGUCUUGCAGUUUCUGGCCACUACGGAUCUGACGGUCAACGGAAUCAGUUUAUCUCUGGGUUCAGAUCCCUCCAUGCCAGUCCUGGCCGACUUCCACCAGGUCUUCCCAGUUGUGUUCCUGGACUCCACAGGCCACCUCAACCUCUGUGCCGAUGUCACAGCUUCUACUUACAAGCAGGUGCAGCACGAGGCCCAGCUGUCCAUGGCCUUGCUGGACAGCCAAGCUGACGAUGGAUUUCACUUGCUGUUGAUGACUCCCAAACCCAUGGUGCGGGCUUUUGACCACAUUGUCCAUCUCCGCCCACUGAGUCGUCUGCAGGCAGCAUGUCACCGGCUAAAGCUCUGGCCAGAGCUACAGGACAAUGGUGGGGACUAUGUUUCGGCAGCUUUGGGCCCGCUAACCGCGAUUUUGGAGCAGGGUCUGGGGUCCCGGCUGCGCCUUCUGGCUCACUCUCGGCCUCCAGUCCCAGAGUGGGACAUCAAGGAAGAUCCACCGAAGCACAAGGACUGUGGGACCCUGACCCUGGGGUUGCUCCUCCAGCCUGAGGGACUGACCAGUGUUCUUGACCUAGGUCCUGAGGCUGACCGGCCUGAGGCUGCUGAGUUCCGUCAGUUCUGGGGGUCCCGCUCAGAACUGAGACGUUUUCAGGACGGAGCCAUCCGGGAAGCUGUGGUCUGGGAGGCGGCCUCUGUUUCUGAGAAGCGCCUUAUUCCUCAACAGGUGGUCACCCACCUCUUGGCACUCCAUGCUGACAUCCCAGAUACCUGUGUCCACUAUGUGGGUGGUUUCCUUGACGCACUGAUCCAAGGCCCGAAAGAGCUGUCCAACACAGGUGAAGAAGCCCUGGCAUCAGCUGUGCGUAGCUAUGAUGACCUCAGCCGCCUGCUGUGGGGGCUGGAAGGACUCCCACUCACCGUGUCUGCUGUUCAGGGAACUCACCCAGUGCUGCGCUAUACAGAGGUAUUCCCUCCAACCCCGGUUCGGCCUGCCUAUUCCUUCUAUAAGCAUCUCAAAGAGCGGGCUUCCCUGUUGCCCCGGCUGGAUAAGCCCUGCCCAGCCUACGUGGAGCCUAUGACUGUGGUUUGUCACCUCGAGGGCAGCGGAAAGUGGCCUCAGAGUGCCGAGGCUGUGCAGCGGGUCCGAGCUGCCUUCCAGCUGCGCCUGGCGGAACUGUUGUCGCAGCGGCAUCGGCUGCAGUGCCGCGCCACCGCCACACACACCGACGUCCUCAAGGAUGGGUUUGUGUUCAGAAUUCGAGUGGCCUAUCAACGGGAGCCACAGAUCCUGAAGGAGGUACGGAGCCCCGAGGGCAUGAUCUCUAUGAGAGACACACCCGCCUCCCUCCGCCUUGAGAGAGAAACCAGGCUGUUGCCCCUGCUCACCAGUGCCCUGCAUGGACUCCAGCAGCAGCACCCGGCCUUCUCAGGUGUGGCUCGCCUGGCCAAGCGGUGGGUACGUGCCCAGCUUCUGGGUGAUGGAUUCACCGAUGAGAGCCUGGAUCUGGUGGCUGCUGCCCUCUUCCUGCACCCCGAGCCCUUCACCCCUCCCAGCUCCCCGCAGGUUGGCUUUCUUCGAUUCCUUUACCUGGUCUCUACCUUUGAUUGGAAGAACAACCCACUCAUUGUCAACCUCAACAGUGAACUGACUGCUGAGGAGCAGGUAGAGAUUCGAAGUAGUUUCCUGGCAGCUCGGACACAACUCCCGGUCAUGGUCAUCAUUACUCCCCAGGACCGCAGAAGCUCUGUGUGGACGCAGGAUAGACCCUCUGCCCAGAUCCUUCAGCAGCUCGUGAUACUGGCCGCUGAAGCCCUCCCUGUCCUGGAGAGGCAGCUGAUGGAUCCCCGGGGGCCUGGGGACAUUAGGACAGUGUUCCGGCCACCCUUAGACAUGUACGAUGCACUGAUCCGCCUGACUCCCCGCCACAUUCCCCGGCACCGGCAAGCCGUGGACUCUCCAGCUGCCUCCUUCUGCCGGGGUCUGCUCAGUGAGCCAGGGCCUUCGUCUCUGAUGCCUGUCGUGGGCUACGAUCCCCCUCAGCUCUAUCUGGCAGAGCUCAGGGAGGCCUUUGGAGAUCUGGCACUUUUCUUCUAUGACCAGCAUGGUGGGGAGGUGAUUGGUGUCCUCUGGAAACCCACCAGCUUCCAGCCCCAGCCCUUUAAGGCCUCCAACGUAAAGGGACGCAUGGUGGUGUCUCGAGGUGGGGAGCUUGUGAUGGUGCCCAACAUAGAGGCAAUCUUGGAGGACUUUGCGGUGUUGGGUGAAGGCCUGGUACAGUCUGUAGAGGCCCGAAGCGAGAGAUGGACUGUGUGACUCCAGCAUUGACAAGCAGUAGGAGGGCCAUGGGACCUUGGACGUCUGGAGCAGACGCUGCUUCAUGGACACAUGAGAAAGCCUUGCCAGAUUUUUCAGUUCUGUGCUUUAGCGCUGGGGCGGGGGCCAUGGUGUCUUGUGUCCCCAGACCUGACCAACCAAAUUCUCGGAAGAGGAGGAGCCAGCUCAGAGGAAACUGAAUCCACCAGAUCCUUUUGCCUAUCAGUUCCGAAUCAGCCUGGACUGUUUUUCUUCACUUUUGUUUCUCUCUCCAUCUUCAUCUUGAAACAGUUGAAGGACAUGUGCCUGCCUGGUGUGGAGGCCAGGUCUUCAUCCCACUGGCAGGACAUACGUGCCCAGAUAGCAGUUGUGCCUUCAGAUCUUUAGAUAGGACCCAGAGAAGUAUGGCCGUUCCUGAAGUGGACCAACACCAACACUGUACAGUGGAAAAGGGGUUGUGCGUGUAUGAAUAGAGCCCAUUGAACAACCGCAGUGCCUUUCCGUGUUAGUGCCUCCCAGCAGAGUAACAGUGGGGAGAAGACCUGGACCUGACAGGGCCUGGGUGUGUGGAGUUGAGGGGGAUCCUCCAGUCCAGAAGGAAUGCAUACAGCACUGGGUGCUGCUGCCU
This is a messenger RNA of Alexandromys fortis (reed vole), 4205 nucleotides long. It is a transcript of the gene Nol6, whose product is annotated as nucleolar protein 6. NCBI's taxonomy places the organism in Eukaryota, Metazoa, Chordata, Mammalia, Rodentia, Cricetidae. Gene Ontology annotation, cellular component: UTP-C complex; CURI complex; small-subunit processome. The transcript has 26 exons. The coding region runs from base 143 to 3577 and encodes 1144 amino acids. Gene Ontology annotation, biological process: tRNA export from nucleus; rRNA processing. The record is from RefSeq and is a predicted model, not a curated record.